AUGGAAAUGGAAAAGGAGUUCGAGCAGAUCGACAAGGCCGGGAAUUGGGCGGCCAUUUACCAGGAUAUCCGCCACGAAGCCAGCGACUUCCCAUGUAGAGUGGCUAAGCUUCCCAAAAACAAAAACCGAAACAGGUACAGAGAUGUCAGUCCCUUUGACCAUAGUCGGAUUAAACUACAUCAAGAAGAUAACGACUAUAUCAAUGCUAGUUUGAUAAAAAUGGAAGAAGCGCAGAGAAGUUACAUUCUAACCCAGGGCCCUUUGCCUAAUACCUGUGGUCACUUUUGGGAGAUGGUGUGGGAGCAGAAAAGCAGGGGCGUGGUCAUGCUCAACAGAGUGAUGGAGAAGGGAUCGUUAAAAUGUGCACAGUACUGGCCACAAAAAGAAGAAAAAGAAAUGAUCUUUGAAGACACAAAUUUGAAAUUAACAUUGAUCUCUGAAGAUAUUAAGUCAUAUUACACAGUACGACAACUAGAAUUGGAAAACCUGAUAUCUAAAGAAACUCGAGAGAUCCUACAUUUCCACUAUACCACGUGGCCUGACUUCGGAGUCCCCGAAUCGCCAGCCUCAUUCCUGAACUUUCUUUUCAAAGUCCGAGAGUCGGGGUCUCUCAACCGGGAGUACGGCCCCAUCGUGGUGCACUGCAGUGCCGGCAUCGGCAGGUCGGGGACCUUCUGUCUUGCUGACACCUGUCUCCUGCUGAUGGACAAAAGGAAAGACCCUUCGUCUGUUGAUAUCAAGAAAGUCCUGUUGGAAAUGAGGAGAUUUCGGAUGGGGCUGAUCCAGACAGCAGACCAGCUCCGUUUCUCCUACCUAGCUGUGAUCGAAGGUGCCAAAUUCAUCAUGGGGGACUCUUCCGUGCAGGAGCAGUGGAAAGAGCUCUCCCACGAGGACCUGGAGCCCCCACCUGAGCACGUCCCACCCCCUCCCCGGCCACCCAAACGAAUCCUGGAGCCACACAAUGGGAAAUGCAAGGAGUUCUUCCCAAACCACCAGUGGGUAAAGGAUGAGUCCGAGGAGGAUAAAGAAGAUGACCCCAUCAAGGAAGAAACCAGAACCCUCUUGAGUGUCCCCUGUAACAUAGAAAGCACGAGUCAAGACACUGAAGUCAGAAGGCGGGUCGCGGGGGCAGGUCCUACCGAGGAGCCGUUGCCACCCAAGGAGGAGCAGGACCAGGCGCCGAUUCACUGGAAGCCCCUUCUGGUCAACAUGUGCAUGGCCACGGUCCUCACGGCCGGCGCGUACCUCUGCUACAGGUUCUCGUUCAACAACAACACAUAA
Pipistrellus nathusii (Nathusius's pipistrelle) is the source of this 1281-nucleotide messenger RNA. The record is from the annotation of a GenBank genome assembly. NCBI's taxonomy places the organism in Eukaryota, Metazoa, Chordata, Mammalia, Chiroptera, Vespertilionidae.